Messenger RNA from Rotaria sp. Silwood2, 2376 nucleotides. Lineage: Eukaryota; Metazoa; Rotifera; Eurotatoria; Philodinida; Philodinidae. The record is from the annotation of a GenBank genome assembly.
AUGCUAAGGAUUGACCAGGAACGUUUAUUGUUAGCGAUUGAAACUGUCGCCGAAGCGAACAAAAAACGAGAUUUAGUCGAAUUAAUGAACGAAGCAACUCAUUUCGAUGGUGAGAAAUUUGACGAUGGUGCCCUGUUAAUAUCUCAACGAUUGGAUGCAGCAGUGUCAAAUACCAAUAUGCAAGAAUAUGAGAAGGCAAGAGCAGAUUUUGGCUCUUUACUACAUACUGUGCAAGAUUUUUAUAGUCACUCGAAUUGGAUUGAAAUUGGACAUCGAGAACCAAAUAAGGGAAUCGGAAAAUAUCAAAUUUUGGGCAGAUAUGCAUCAAAAGAAAUGCGAACAUGUGUGGAUUGUGUAGGUGACUCAUGUCAAAAUAAUAUUGAACCAUCAUUAAAUGAAAACAACGUAUUAACUAGUGGAUACUUUAGUGUUAAUGUCAUAGGUCAUUUAUUCAAUACGAAUCUAAAACCUACCGGAAAGUGUAGCCACGGCGGUUUGUCAGAUGUAACUACAUUCACAGAUGCCAAAGGAGGUGGCAUCAACAAAGACACACUGAAAUCCGAUCACGGUUAUCUACAUACCACAGCAGCGGCUGUCGCAUACGUUGCUACAAAGCAAAUAUUUCAUGAAUUUUGGGAAAAAAUUGGGAACGCAUCAUUCGGACAGUUUAUUGGCUUGUCUGAAAACCUACGUAAUCUAUCAUCGAAUAGCUUGAUCAUCGUUAUGGAUACCACUGCUAGCAUGGGACCGUAUAUUGCCAUGGCCAAACAGAUUGCUAUUGGCAUUGUGAAUAUUCACCAGACAUUAGAAUACAAACCGUACAAUUAUAUUCUGUCACCGUUCAAUGAUCCAGCAUGGGGACCAUUGACGAUAAGCCUUAGUCCGGAAGAAUUUAGAAAUAAAAUUGGUUAUCUUGCUGCUAGCGGCGGUGGCGAUAUUCCAGAACUAUAUUAUCAUGGAAUUCUCGAUGCACUCAAAGUCUGUGAAAUCGGAUCCUCGCUCUAUGCGUUUACUGAUGCAUCAGCGAAAGAUGCCUAUUUGAAGAGUCAAGUUAUACAACUUGCAAAAGAGAAGCGUGUCACCAUUACAUUAUUCUACGCAAGAAACUCGCGAAAGCGUCAAAUUGGUGAUGUAGGGACUAAAGUUGGUGAUAUUAUUGAAGAUUUAUCCAUUAGUAAUGGUAAUGAUCUGGCAUCCAUCACUGGUGGUGUAAUCAUGAGUAUCAACGCUCAAUCGUUGAAUGUAACACAAGAUUAUAUCAUUGAUCGUCUUGACGUCAAUAAACACAAGACCAUCAUUUUUGCAAGAGGAGCCCGUUUGAAUUUGACAUUUUACGUUGAUUCAUCAAUGAAAUCACUACGUAUUGAAGUAACAUCCAGUAAUUCUUUGACAGGGACUGACUUCCGCCUCAUUAAACCAUCGGGAGAGAUUCUGUCACCAAAACCAUCAUCUCAAACACCAUACGUGCUGAUUUACACAUUUCCGCUAGAACAUAGUGAUGUAGGACAAUGGAUGAUCGAUUCGUCUAUGUCUGUUGUUCAUAAUGUUCAAUUGAAUGCUGUCAGCAACGUAUCAUGUUCAUCAACACUACAGAAACAAUUAGUUGACUCAUCGUCGAAUAUCAGUUUCGUAUCAUUAACGAGUAAACCAAUCCAAGGAGAAACAGAUUUAUAUGUUUUGACUUUGUGCGAUAAUUUACCUUCGAGUCUUGUCACUGGUGAAGUGCAUCUGAUGGAUGCCAACAUGGGAACAACUUUAGCACGGAUAUUAACGCCAAUUCAAGUUGCAUCUACUGGUUUCCUAUCAAAAAUUGCCGUUCCCAGCGGUGAUUUUCGUCUUAAAACAGUCGUUCAUUUACAAGAUGGCUCAAUAGUUCAACGACAGGAAAAAAGUGUUAUAUCACCAACACCAAUUUCAUUAAGUAUCGACAAUCAGCCAUAUCGUGUUCUUCUUAAUGAAACAGUAGUCAUGAAUUACACAAUUUAUAAUCACGGUCAAAAUCAACUGCAAAUUAAUCUACGUGUAAAUGAUGCCAUCGGUCUUCUCUCCUCUAGUGGCAUUCUGAAAGCUUAUGACAUCGCUGAAAUGAGUAAUAUAAGCGACACAAUUCAAAUGAGCACAACAAAACUUAGUGAAAUCAGUUCAAACUCUACUGCAAUGACAGAUUUAGUUGUAUUUAGCAUUGCCGCACUUACUUUCGAAUAUGACGAGACGGUAUCGGUGUACAUUCAAGAACAAAAUGUUCCUCUCACAAACCAGACUCAUUAUCAAGAGCCAUCGCGACCGCCACCAAAUGGUGUUAACGAGCGACCAGGAUUAUUUCUGAUGCAGUUUGUUUUAGUCUUCGUCAUUGGAUUUUAUCAAGUUUAUGGUUGA